Messenger RNA from Mobula hypostoma (lesser devil ray), 4768 nucleotides. RefSeq names its product exocyst complex component 3 (gene exoc3). Gene Ontology annotation, molecular function: SNARE binding. The transcript has 14 exons. Bases 195 to 2435 code for a protein of 746 amino acids. Gene Ontology annotation, cellular component: exocyst. The record is from RefSeq and is a predicted model, not a curated record. NCBI's taxonomy places the organism in Eukaryota, Metazoa, Chordata, Chondrichthyes, Myliobatiformes, Myliobatidae. Gene Ontology annotation, biological process: exocytosis; exocyst localization.
GGUUUCCGGAAGGACAGGUGUCGUUUGGUGUGGCAGGGCCUUGAGCGCUGCCCUGGUCAGUCCGAGUUUCAUUCUGUCCUGUUAUUGUGUCUCUCACCAAGCGCAGGGCCUGGUGUCUGCAGCGCCGGCCAGGUUGAAACUGCAGCGUCAGAGGUCUCCAGAAAUUAGCAGGAAACUGAACAGACAUUGUGAACAUGGAAGAAACUGAUAGGGAAGCUGUAUCGACAGCUGCACAGCGAGUGGCUGGAAUGCUUCAGCGACCUGAUCAGCUGGACAAAGUCGAGCAGUAUCGCAGACGAGAAGCUCGAAAGAAGGCUUCUGUGGAAGCCAGACUAAAGGCAGCUAUUCAGUCUCAGCUGGAUGGAGUACGGACUGGGCUCAGUCAGCUUCACAAUGCUUUGAAUGAUGUUAAGGACAUCCAGCAUUCCUUGGCAGAUGUCAGUAAGGACUGGAGACAAAGCAUUAAUACGAUAGAGAACUUGAAGGAUGUGAAAGAUGCUGUGGUUCAGCAUAGCCAGCUGGCAGCUGCUGUUGAAAACCUGAAGAACAUUUUUUCAGUUCCAGAGAUUGUGCAAGAAGCCUAUGAACUAAUUGAACGCGGAGAAUUGCUUUUAGCCCACCGAAAGCUGAUGGACCUGGAGUGCUCCCGCGAUGAUCUCAUGUAUGAGCAGUAUCGUAUGGAUAGCAAGAAUACACAUGAUAUGAAACUAAUUCAGGCCUAUUUCACUGAGGUGCAGAACCUCUCUGAGCAAAUGGGGAAGCAAAUUUGGAUGUUGGUGCAAAGGUCGUCAGUAACAGUCCGCAGUGAUCCUGCCCAGCUUGUCUCAAUGGUUCGAAUCAUUGAGAGAGAAGAAAAAAUUGAUAAGAGAAUGCUUGACCGGCAGAAGCAGACUGGGUUCAUUCCUCCUGGCAGACCAAAAAAGUGGAAAAACAAAUUGUUUGCAGUUUUAGAACAGACUGUUGCAAAUCGGAUUGAAGCCAGUCAGUCUGAUACACGAGAGUUGGAUAAGAUGUGGCUUGUGCGUCACUUGGAGCUCACACGUAAAUAUGUUCUUGACGACUUGCUAGUUAUGAAGAACUUGAUGGUGCAGUGUUUUCCCCCUCACUACAACAUUUUCAAAAAGCUUCAGAGUUUGUACCACGAGGCACUGGUGGCACGUGUGGAAGAACUUGCUUCUGAGGAUCUAGAGGCAAAUGAAAUUGUUUCACUUCUGACUUGGGUUCUAAAUACGUACAAGAGUGAGGAUAUGAUGGGGCACCCAGAUCUUGCACCAGAAGUAGACGUGAAGUCCCUGGAACCCUUACUUUCAAAUGAUGUGGCCAAUAUGCUUCUCAGCAAAUACAUGACAACCCUCACUUCCAAUAUUAUUGGAUGGCUACGGAAAGCACUUGAAACUGACAAGAAGGAUUGGAAAAAGGAUCAAGAGCCAGAAGCAGAUCAGGAUGGUUACUAUCAAACUACUCUGCCAGCUAUUGUAUUUCAGAUGUUUGAACAAAAUCUACAGGUAGCUGCUCAAAUCAGUGAUGAUCUGAAACUUAAGGUGCUAGCGUUGUGCCUUCAGCAAAUGAAUUCCUUCUUGAGCAGGUACAAGGAAGAGGUGACGUUAUAUAAAGAUGACCAUCUGAAAGAUCGCCAACACCCUCAGUUCUACAUUCAAUAUAUGGUUGCAGUUGUUAACAACUGCCAAACUUUCAAAGAAUCACUCAACAGUUUAAAGAGGAAAUACACAAAGUUUGAGGUAGAGUUGGAAGACCAUUAUCCUAAUCAGCCAACAAUAGAGGGGACUCUGGAUAAUAUUGCCAAAGAUGGGUGUGCCUAUCUGCUAGAUGAAGUGUUCCUUGAUUUGGAGCCUCAUCUUCAGGUGUUGAUGACCAGAAAAUGGCUUGCUGGGUCUAAUGCUGUAGAUAUCAUUUGUGUUACCGUAGAGGAUUAUUUCAAUGACUUUGCUAAAAUUAAAAGACCAUACAGCAAGGACAUAACAAUAGAGGCUCAUAGAAGGGUUGUGGUGGAGUAUAUCAGAACUAUGAUGCAACGAAGAAUCACAUUCAAAGGUGUGGAUGAACGCAGAGAAGGGGCCGAGAGAGUUAUAAAAGAUGCAGAACAAUUUUGGUUCUUGUUUAAGAAGCUUUCAGCUGAUUUUGGAGAAGACACUGAUCUGCUGUGUGAUGCUAUCCCAGCUUUAGCUGAAGUCUUAAAGCUCACUGAUCCAUCUUUAUUAUGCCUUGAGGUCUCUACAUUAGUUAAUAAAUUCCCUGACUUCAGGGAAGAACAUAUCACUGCCCUCCUGGCAAUGAGGGGAGAUGCCAGCAGGGAAAUGAAACAAACAGUCAUCGAAACUUUGUGCCAAAACCAAGCUCAUCCUGGUCCUAAUUUUAAGCCAAUCUUCAAAGAUAUUUCAGCACAAAAUUUAACGUUGGCAAAAUUAGUAAAAUGAAAUGUUCCUAUUUGGAAGUUAAUGUAUACAAUAGGCCUUGCUUUCACAUCAUUUUGGAAGCAUCUGGAAAGUAACUUGGGAGGUUGUACUUUAAGCUUGAGUGUACAUGAAAUAAUUUUAUUUAAAAUAAUCAGUGCAAGUUUCUCUGACAGUGAAUUGUAAAAUGAGUAGACUCUACUAGCUUAAAAAGAUGUGUGUUUGGCAGAGACACUCACUCACUGAGUUUCAGGAUCUGUCAGCUGAUAGUCUGAUAGUCUUCUAACCCUGAAAUCUGGAUCCAAGAGUGUAGAGUUUGCUUCACUACUUUAGCAACUAAGAGUAUUUGGAAACUACUUGGGGCUCAACAGGCAGGGCUUCAUUGCUAUUAGUGAGCUUGUUAAUGAUGCAGUAAAAUAACAGCCUUCGUUGACAAGCAACUUUGUAUGUAUUUUUGCCUUUUGUCAGCAUUUUUGAGAACAAAUAAUGCCAAUUUUGGAAGACAGAAUGAGGAAUGUAUUUUUAUGUAUGCACGUUUGUAUAGGGUUUGAGGUGCAUAUCCGUAAGCAAAACAGAUUGUUUUGCAGAGGGUUUUUAAUUGAUUGUAAUUGUGUUCUGUAAAAUAAGUUUGCAACUGUCCAAUAUGAAAACUCAACAAUAGUUUGACGGACAUUUCAAACGGCAUUUGUGAUGCUUGCUCCUUAAAAGAUCAAAUUUAAACAUGUAUAAAACAAAGCACGAGUGUAAGGGGUACUGUUAAUGGCUCUGCCAUAAUGUGCCAUAAGCUAUUUUGCUUUUGUGCAUCUAAGUUUUAAGAAAUUGUUAUUUUAAUGAAGCAAAUGUAUUACCCUGAUGAAUGAUUAAAUUUAUGGGUAAAUGCCAGACAGGUCUUAUUUUGUAAAACACUUGAUUUGUGUAUUUGGGCAGACAACUUCGCUAUCAUCUUUAUCCAUUUUCUUAAAGAAAGUGUAUCUUGAUUUGCUAUUUGGACCCAACUGAAAAGCAAAACUUAAAAAAUUCCAAUAUUUGUAUUAUUCUAGCUUGAAAUCUAGCAGUAAAGGUUUGGUUACAGUCUCCUCACAUUGGGCUGGGGAAAGGAGUCGUCUGUUCUUUGCCUAAAACAGGUUUGAAAACACUACCAUCAGCUAUUCAAAGUUCCUUAUUUACUUACAUACUAUGUAUUCAGGUUUGCUGUGAUGUUGAGUAAUUUGCCUUUCAGAUAUAAGUUAAUGAGAAGAUACCCCCAUUCACAGCUUCUUAGCCAUUUCUCUUCCUGUCUGACGUGUUAUUCCCCUGAAGGAUAAGUAUCUAACUUUGGCUUGUUGCGUACUGAUAUGUGUAGCCUAGAUUCCAUUUGUAAUAUACAAUUACUUGAUUAUGUGCAUUAUCAUUGAUCAUACAUAAGGUCUUGGUUGUCUACAAUGCAGCAACUUACCUAAGCUGACACUGUAUUUCCAAAAUAUCAGAUGAACAGAUCUUGCUCCUAGACUUCAGCCUACAACAACCAAUUUCCUCACAUGUGCCUUCUGAUUCUGCUGAAUAUUUUGUCUGCCUCUUGUGAAUAUAUAACCACAAUCAUUAAAAAGCCCAAUCCUGUCCUAAAUGACAUUUUCGAAUUGAAUAUGAUGGUUCACUGUGUGACAGCAAUGUCUUUAAGAGCACUUUCUUAGAAUCUCUUCCAAAUAAUUGCAUUUAUGAUUAAUUGGUUAAAGCCUGUCAAUCAUACAAUCAAAUUUUAAAUAUAAAGCUCAUUUUGAAAAAAUAGUUUUGAAUCUCAACAAUACAAAUAGAAUUUUAUUACAAAUGGAAACACACAAACCACACUUCCAUAUAUAUAGUUUUGAUUUUGAUGAAACAGUGCGAUACAGUCAUUUCCAGAUAACACAAAGCAACCAUUUUAAUAAAAUAAGUUAAACUUGAUGAUAGAAUGGAGCUUCGAUGAAAUGAUAGGAAUGCCUUGAUAUCUGAAGUGUAAGGGAGAACAUUUCAGAUAGGGGUACUAAGAGGAGCCAAACAGACUUUCUCUGCCAUAUUCUGCAUUUGACUAAGAAAGAAGGAUAGCAGGAACUGCAAGAAAAAGAUUAAUACUCUAAUUUUUACAUCUCAUAACAGAUAAUGAAGACAUUACAUAUUGAGUUGCAGUUAGAAUAACAAAUUUAUGUAAUAAGGUACUGUGUUGUAGUAUUUUUUGCACCCUAGAUUACAAAUAAAUGGCUCCUAUUUAUCAAUGCUUGCUUCUUCUGCUAUCUUGAUUUCUUGUAAAAUAUUACAAGACUGUGAUAAUAGAAAAAUAAAUCAGAUCUCUAUUAUCUUUAAGGUCUGGAGUGAAACUACAGCAUGUUUAACAUGGGAAAUCU